Phytophthora sojae is the source of this 1467-nucleotide messenger RNA. RefSeq lists its product as hypothetical. The record is from RefSeq and is a predicted model, not a curated record. The transcript has 3 exons. Bases 1 to 1467 code for a protein of 488 amino acids. NCBI's taxonomy places the organism in Eukaryota, Oomycota, Peronosporomycetes, Peronosporales, Peronosporaceae.
AUGAGCGGCACAUCGUCGACCUCCUCGACCCCGGCGCCCAAGGCGCGCAAGAAGCGCUUCUUCUUCCGCACCCGCGACGACUUGCUAUUCGUCCGGACGCUGCUGGACGACCGGGACGCUGUCUUAUCGCUGAAUCGCGGCGAGCGCACGGCCGGGUGGGAGGCCGUGGCGACGAAGUUGAACCGCCAGGGAAUCAUAGCAUCCAGCCACACGCUUCGCUGUCGACAGAAGCGCCUAGUGGACAAUUUCGAGGACGAAGUUGCACAGGGAAAGCAGACAUCAGAUUUGACAGAGCUGGAGCGGCUGCUGGACCAACCACGAGCACAUUCUAAUCCGACUCACAACUUCUCGGAUUCAGACUCGGAUCGUGCUGCUGCAACAGAGCAACGACCUCGACGUCUCUCCCUGCCACCACUGGCUGAACUGGUAUCGACUUCGACAUCUUUUGUGUUGGUGCAAUCCACCCCUGGAAGUGGCAGGAAAUCCCGCAAAAGACGCUUCUUCUUCCAAGACCGACACGAUGUAUUGCUAUUGACCGCUGUGCUGGCAGACCGAGGUGUUGAAAUGGCCUCUGGGGCGAGAAAACCGUCUUGGAAGGACAUCACAACGUCCUUCAAUAGUCACGGCUUCGAUGCCAAUGCUCACACACUUCGCACCCAUCUUCGACUGCUGGUUGAUACCCAUAGAAAGGAGGCGAGCAGUUUGAAAACGGAUCCAGCACGUCUGUCGGCGAAGCAAAAGUUGCUGCGUAAGUAUUGCAGGAAACUGGAUGGUCAAGAAGAACAAGACUCUAGCGACACUGACGAUCCAUCUACCGAGCCGGGGACUGGAAGCCAAGACAGCGAAACCAAUGAUGACCAAGUUUUCGAGCCAGAACACGACCAAAAUGGUGACGGCCGUGCUGCAACGAACCGUCCAGAAGUGGCUGGACGUGUGCUUGCAUCUGCUGGAUGGUCUCGGAGUCAUGCAACGGAUUUAGUGCAAGCUGCCGCAGUCGCGAACCUUCCUCCAGAGCGAGAACUUAUCACCGCAUCAACGCAGAUGUCAGAGCCGGCUUCAUCAUCGACGAACGUUGAUGAAGCGUCAACGACUGAAACUUCGACAUUUUCAGAUACGCGUGAGAUCUCAGUGCAGACAGAGGAGGCGUCGUUAACUCCGACUGCUGCCCAAGAUCGCUCGGCUACUAAACCAGCAGCAGAUCAUAACGACUCGGAGGAAGUCACGGAGCCUGCGUGGAAACGGCAGAAGCUGGAGCUUGAAACCAUUUUGCAGCGUUUCGUGUCGGAGCAAAGCGAGCGACACAGAGAAGAGCGUGAGCAAGAGCACGCCAGGACUAAAGAGCAGCAAGACAUCCAGCGACAGACGAUCGAACUCCAAAAGCGAGCACUGGACAUGCAGGAAAAGGCGAUGAACAUGCAAGACAGGCUCAUGUCCUUGAUGGAGAAGGUGAUGGACAAACUCAAUUGA